Molecule: messenger RNA, 618 nt
Organism: Phytophthora infestans T30-4
Lineage: Eukaryota; Oomycota; Peronosporomycetes; Peronosporales; Peronosporaceae
Product: ATP-binding Cassette (ABC) Superfamily
Exons: 4
Coding region: 1-618 (205 amino acids)
Molecular function (GO): ABC-type transporter activity
Source: RefSeq, a predicted model, not a curated record
AUGCUUCGCGGCGUCUCUGGAGGCGAGCGGAAGCGUGUGACAACGGGCGAAAUGGCCUUUGGCAACAAGUUCGUGCUCAUGAUGGAUGAGAUCAGCACAGGUCUGGACAGCGCCGCCACGUUCGAUAUCAUCUCGACACAGCGCAGUCUGGCCAAGACAUUCAACAAGACGAUUGUAAUAUCGUUGCUGCAGCCGUCUCCUGAGGUCUUUGAGCUGUUCGAUGAUGUCCUUUUACUCAACAAAGGUUACGUAAUGUACCAUGGAGCUCGUUGCGAGGUGCAGAGUUACUUUGAGGACAUGGGCUUCCACUGUCCUCCAAACCGAGACGUGGCAGAUUUCUUGAUGGAUCUUGGAACGAACAAGCAUCGUCAAAGUCAGACAUCCACAAGCUUCCAGCAGAACUUCUUGACGGGGACCGCCACCAUUAUCGCUCGCGAGCUGAGAGUUCUCUUCCAAGAUUCCGCUGCGGUCUUGAGUCGAUUAUUCAUGGCUUUGGUCAUUGGUUUGCUGUCUGGUUCGGCGUUCUAUCAGUUCGAUGAGUUGAACUCCCAUGUCAUCAUGGGUCUGGCCUACACCGCAGUGGACACUUUAUCCGUGGCCAAAUCCCGGUGGUUCUGA